CUUUGCCGCUCAGUGAAUCGUCGCUACUAAGCGAAGAUCUGCGCAGCGAAUCUACUCAGUCACGGUCAUCCAGCGCCGUCCUGUCCACUGCAUCUGGGAUCUGACGUGACUCCCAAGGCAAGACUUUUCAAUACACCAAGUCACCAAUACCAUCACUGUCUACGCUGGAACGAUGCUUCCAACACGGACGCAGUCCCUGCUUCUAUUCAUUGCUGCUGUUGGGAUUGUCUCUUGGACUCUCAUUUGCUUAGAUUCACCGCAUCUGAGCUUCCCCAAAGACGAGGGACCAAUUGCUUGGACGCGGUGCAAAGAGAAUGCGGCCUUCUUUUGUGGAUACCUGGAGUGCGUGCUCGACCGUGCAACUGUAAAGAUCGAUAAACUGUUCAGCAGAGUUCCGACUGACUAUGAGAAUCGCGAGGCUGGAAGCCACAUUCUCGCCGUGACAAAGUACCCGACCUCCUGCCCGCCUUCCGAAAGACUGGGUAUUGUCAUGACCAAUUACGGUGGCCCGGGGGUCUCAGGGAGAGCUUCUUCCUUCCAAUUGGGACCCAUGCUUCAAGAGCUGACUGGAAACCGUUAUGAUAUCAUCUCGUUUGAUCAGCGAGGACACGGCCACUCUCUCCCUAAACUGAACUGUUUUGGCUCAGCUUUGGGCUAUGAGACGUUCAAAGCCAACACUGUUCUUGAGACGACCUUCCUCAUCCCCGAGGACCCUUUCUCUUCAGAGGGUCGUGCGAUAUUGAUUGAGCAGCAGAGAGCCGCUCUUGCUCUGGAGCGGACCCAAGGGCUCAUGUGCGAAAACGCCAUCGGUGGAGAAGCACUGGGAUUCAUGAGUACGACGACAACCGUGUACGACAUGGAAGAAAUAUCCCGGAUACUGGAGGGAGAGAACGCCUUGAUCAACUUUGCAAGUGUCUUACACUUCGAACCUGCUGUGACUGACUCAGAGUCGAAUAGUGGGGAGGUUCUUACGGGUCUAUCGUCGGAGCCUACCUCGCAAACAUGCUCCCUCACAAAACGGGCAAGGUUCUCAUUGACGGUGUUGUACCUGCCGACAUGCACGUGGGCGAACGACCAUUAUGAAUCGCAAACUCUUUUGCGUGUCUUACUAGGGGACUCCGAGAAAACAUAUCAGUAUUUUCUCUCCGAGUGUUUUGUUGCAGGACCGCAGCGUUGUUCGUUGGUAUUGUCCGCAGAUGCAGGACCAAGCGACAUCGGGGACCGCAUCGACCGAUUCUUAGACCGUUUGCAAGAAGAUCCCAUGCCAGUGGUCAACUACGAUCGCGUGCUUUCCUUGACCUCAGGCCAUAUUCGAAGUUCGCUCUUCACAGCACUCCAAAUACCCCGCCUAUGGGGUCUGUAUGCGGAAAUGCUCGCGAGUGCCAUGUACGAUUCCGAUGCUUCUCAGUUGCUACUCCUCGUAGCUCCUCCGUACUCUCCUCCGAGUCCUGAGCCGGACCAGGAAGGAUACAUCGAAACAGGUCAAGGCGAUUUGUGGCGAUUGAUUUUGUCAUGUGGAGACGCGUUGCCCUAUCCAGGAGGAAACAAAACCUGGCCUACAGCAGAAGAGAUUGUCGACAACGUCCUCGUGACGAUGGAAACUUGGCCUCGGUUCGGCGGCACAGUCCAUCUCAUGGAACAGCACGGAGGUUGUCAGUACUGGGCAGGGACUGGUGUAGGCCCUGCACGCUACAGGUCAAUGCUUGCAUCAUUUCCCAUUUUUGACUCGACUGGCACCAUCCAGAAAACCUUGACGACACCCGCACUGUUGCUCGCCAAUACGCACGAUCCAAUCACUCCAUACUCAAGUGCGAAGAUCGUGCAGAACACGAUGGGAGCUUCGAGCCGUCUUGUACUUCAAGACGUGCCGGGACAUUCUUAUCUCGCACCAACAACCCAAUGCGCGAUCCGGCUUAUUAGCGAGUACUUCGCGAACGGUGUGGUUCCAGAAGAUGCAGAAACGUUCUGCUCUCGUGAGAUCGACAAUUAUUUCGAAUCUCUCACAGACAUGAGCGACGCUCAGAUGAUAUUAAGACGCAUUUAG
This is a messenger RNA of Mycena citricolor, 2044 nucleotides long. NCBI's taxonomy places the organism in Eukaryota, Fungi, Basidiomycota, Agaricomycetes, Agaricales, Mycenaceae. The record is from the annotation of a GenBank genome assembly.